Molecule: messenger RNA, 1561 nt
Organism: Opisthorchis viverrini
Lineage: Eukaryota; Metazoa; Platyhelminthes; Trematoda; Opisthorchiida; Opisthorchiidae
Exons: 12
Coding region: 1-1464 (487 amino acids)
Source: RefSeq, a predicted model, not a curated record
AUGCGAUCGCUGAUGCUCGGAAUCUGGGGCGCAUUCAAAAUCUGCGGAAGACGCCACGGCCUCGGACAUAUGCGUACUCAGGGUUCCACUCAAGGUCAAACUUCGAAGAUUGUGUACUUCGUCGCAUCAGAACUGGUCUCGGAGAAAGCAAUCACUGAGGCAAUGAUGCUUGUGCAACGUGGUAGUAUUCCAGCCCUCGUGCUUCCUUCGGGUGGCAUAGCAGUUAGGCACCGAAAGGCAAUGUUUUUCGAAGAAAGCACAGGGGAUGAGAUACUGCCAGGUUGCCCAAGCCUAGAUUGGGUCGGGUUCGAACCACGGACCUUCCGGAUAGUAGAUUCGCGCUCUAACCACUUGGGCCAUCUCGCCCCAGCCCAACAUCCACCAUUUGUUGUUCAAUUACCCUUUGAUUUGACAAUUUAUGAGCCUCAACUUGUCAAUGCACUAGAUGAUGGUGCUUUCACGGAAUGUCUCCUUAGCUAUCACGAGUCACUGAUACCUUCUUCCGGUGAACAACAAGCCUUGACGACGCUGGUCAACCGUAUUUGUGAAAUAGUCGAUGGCGCAAUAAUAAGCCCUACGGGUCCACUUGCUGGGCACAUCGAAGAAAUUCGACCUGUCGGAUCAUUCAAAUUGGGUACCGUGUUGGCAGGCCACAAUACGGCGGAUGUUGUAAUCGUGACUCGUAUUUUGCCCACUGGGGAAUUACUGAAAGGUAUUCAGAGCCUUGUGGAGAGUAAACUGGCAUCUACGAAGCCAGCCGAGCCCGUCAGCGUCAAUGUGCAGUAUUAUGGAUUUUCUGUCACCGUGGGUCCAUCGAUUGUACGUGUGUUCGUUACGACUACUCCUUCAAACAUUGCCAAAGUUGAUGCGGAUAUACACAUCAAUCCGUCAACACAGAAGACUGCUCUAGCUGCACUCAGGCAUACUCGCUGGCUGGAUGACAAUGUCUCACACACUGCAGUCAAGGUACUGAUUAGAAUUAUCAAGGACUUUCGUCGACGGUUCAAAGCAUUUCAAUAUAUGAACUCAUGGAUGAUCAAUCUUUUGGCCCUUCAUGUGGUUGUUCAAAAUCCGAGUCAUCAACCGCUUCCAGUCAAUCAAGCUUUUCGACGGUUUCUGCAGCUGCUGUCUUCAGGGAUGCUACUUCCUGGAAGCGCUGGUGUGAUCGACCCCUGCGAACCGGGUUCUUUACGGCUUCAUACCACCAUGACCUUAGCGGAACAGGACGAACUUUGCUGCGCUGCUCAGACGUUGUUGCGUGCUUUACUCCACGAUGCAUACGAGAUUCUGUUCACGUUUGACGAAUGCGCGGAAGAUGCGAGUUGUGAUCAAUUCCUGCGACUUGCCUCUGAGAAAAGCACUGUUGAAAUCAAGUGGUCGGAACACGUUGUUACACCACAGGAUGAGGCAACAAACGGUGUAGACAGUACGCUGGAUGCGCCAAAAGCUAUCACAGUUGCCUAAAUUCGCGCAUUUCCGUGUUAUUUAUACGGCUCCCAUCGUUCUCAAAUUUCAUGUUUGCUCUACUACCUUUCUUAUGAAAAGCAGUCGCUACUACCUG